Larimichthys crocea (large yellow croaker) is the source of this 1557-nucleotide messenger RNA. It is a transcript of the gene artn, whose product is annotated as artemin. Lineage: Eukaryota; Metazoa; Chordata; Actinopteri; Sciaenidae. The record is from RefSeq and is a predicted model, not a curated record. Gene Ontology annotation, molecular function: growth factor activity; glial cell-derived neurotrophic factor receptor binding; receptor tyrosine kinase binding. The coding region runs from base 29 to 706 and encodes 225 amino acids. The transcript is spliced from 4 exons.
CAGCAGACGGCUCUUUACGCUCACGUCCAUGAUCGGGAGGGCGAGCAAACUCGGCAAAGAUGGAAAAACCUGGUGGAGGCAGGAGGCGUCGACGACCCAGCAUCACCUGAAGAACUGGAAGGUGAUGCUGUGGGUGGUGGCGUCAUUGCUGACAUUGGUGGAGGAUGUGUUUUCUGAGGAGGACAAUAAAAAGGUUCAGUCAGACGUCCAGCAUGUAUUUAACCAGCCCUCCUGGUCUCCUGCAGAGAAUCCGGAACAGGACGGCGGCAUCCAUGCGCCCUGGCCGGAGGCUGUUGAAGAGUGGUCCCUGAUGCAGGAAGUGGAAAUCCAGCAAAGCAGAUGGCGUCGCUCCCCUCGUGACCCAAACUCACCCAGAGCAUCAAGGAAGAACCGCAAGAGGACCAAGAGCAGUCGAGACUGUCACUUGGAGAAGAAGCAGAUGAAGGUGCGGGAUCUCGGCCUGGGCUACGACUCAGAUGAGAUAAUCCUCUUUAAGUACUGCGCUGGCACAUGCCACAGCUCACGCAGGAACUACGACCUGGCUGUCAAGGCUCUGAUGGACAAUGGGAGCAUCGCUGACAAGAAGGUCAGCAGUCACCCCUGCUGUCGUCCUACACGCUAUGAGCCUGUGUCCUUCAUGGACACCCAGACCACAUGGCAGACAAUCGAUAGGCUCUCAGCGGCCAACUGCAGCUGCAUGGGCUGAUGAUCUAUCUGCAAUACACAAACACGGAGAAGCUCUUGUGUGAAAGAGCAGGAUGCUGCAAAGCCCUACAGUUGGUGACAUAACCCUGGUUCAGUGCAGUGGCCAGGGUCUUCCCUCCACUGAUAGCUUUGGCUGUUGCAAAUAGGGGUUCAGGCACAUUCAGAUAGAGCCUGAUGGCUAUGUGUCACCAGCCUGGGGCAGUGGAAGGUUUAUGUAGAUGCCACCAGCAAUAAGCACAGAGGAGGAAAAAGUACUGUUCCGGUCCAUAGUGGAUUAUAUUUUGUGUCCUUCAUUCAGCCUAUUGAAGGCUUUCGGGUAAUGCAACACCUUGUGGCAGCCAUGUUUGAGGGCUUCAGCUCUUUGGCAAAAGAAGCUCUGAGUGUCUGAUUACGUUUCUAAACGUGCAGCUUGGCUAUUUCACCAGAAUUCAGUUUGUUUUGUUGAUAACUUCUGUUUGAUUUUUGACUGGGAGCUGUUGAUAUCACCACUAAUCUGUUCAUUGAAGAAAAUCACAGUACACGAUCAGCUACCUAGGUCAUACGUUAGCAAGUCCUCGAGUAGAAGCUAGUGUUAGAGGAGGCAAAGUGCAUGCAGACAUUUGUGGCUUAAACAUCCAGCUCCAGCAGGUAUGAAGGGUAAAAAUUUCUUCAUUUCUAUUCACAAAUGAUUCAUUUGUGCCAAGUAAUUAACAGACUGGAAACAACAAACAACAGAACUUAAGUCUACAAGCCAAAAUCCAAAGGCUAUACACUUAUCUCAAUCUUAAUCAUAAUAAAGCUGUAUUAAGAUUGUCCAAGACAGCUUUUGCUGUCAUUCAUCAUUAGAGUGAGACCACCAUCAGAUAUCAUCAA